Pseudomassariella vexata is the source of this 2256-nucleotide messenger RNA. RefSeq names its product rhamnogalacturonan lyase. The coding region runs from base 284 to 1927 and encodes 547 amino acids. The record is from RefSeq and is a predicted model, not a curated record. Gene Ontology annotation, molecular function: carbohydrate binding; carbon-oxygen lyase activity, acting on polysaccharides. Gene Ontology annotation, biological process: pectin catabolic process. Lineage: Eukaryota; Fungi; Ascomycota; Sordariomycetes; Amphisphaeriales; Pseudomassariaceae. The transcript is spliced from 5 exons.
CGCUAUCUUGGUAUCGAUUUGAUUGCUACGAUGGGGAUGGGACCGGUGCGAGCCAGACCAUAACCGCCUGUUGCCGUAUCACAUCACGACAUACGACGGUGAAGUGAGAAUAGACAUGGCGCACCGGAAGGGUGGGGUCCUAUGCUUGCUAUCUGACAAGUCGCGAAUACGGGUCGAUAUUUAAAUACACGACCGCGCCUCGCUCUGUUCUCUUGGUAUACCAGGUAGGAGUCACUCCCAGUUCAUUCUUUUCUGGUCUCUCUCUACGGUGUUUCGGCCCAGCAUGUUGCUGUUCGCCCUUCUCUACUCACUCCUUCUCUGGCCGGCGGUCGUCUCAGCCGCCUUCGGCUACACGGACGACGGGACUAACUACGUUAUCGACUCAGGGGCUUCGUUGGUAAUUAAGGUCAGCAAGUGCUGCGGCGAUAUCGUGUCGCUGGCGUACAAUGGCGUCGAGUACCAGGGCUAUGACGGCAAGAACACACAGGUCGAGAGUGGGUUGGGCGACAGCACGGUUUCUAUCCAGCAGUACAGCAGCCCGGCGUACAUCAUCAAGGUCUCCGUGACCCAUGGCACGCUGAAGCACUAUUUGUUUGUCCGUUAUGGCAACAAUAAUGUGUACAUAUUUACCAAUAAGGCCGAUGCGAGUGUGACCGUGUCGAGGUAUAUUGUGCGGUUUAAGGGGGGGAUCUUCCCGCAUUCGACUACGGAUGCGGAUUACUAUGAUGAUGGGAGCACGUAUAUCGAGGCGUCGGACGUGAUGAAGGAUAGUAAUGGGUAUACGGAGAGCAAACAUUAUUGUGGGAACACGUAUGGCCGAACUAUCGACUAUGAUUACGUCGGCAAGACCACCGGCUCCGUAGGCCUCUGGAUGAUCCGAUCCAACCACGAAAAGGCGUCAGGUGGCCCCUUCUUCCGCUCCCUUGUCCGCCGCGGUAGCUCUACGGGUGAGGAUCUUUAUGAUAUCUACCACUACAACAUGGGUCAUACCGAUCCUGAGCGCUUCGGUCUGCAGGGCCCCAGCGUUCUCGCUUUCACCGAUGGCGGAACACCCAACAGCGCCCUGUUCGCACGCAAUGCGGACUGGAGUUGGUUCGACACUCUUGGCAUCGACGGCUGGGUCCCCUCCAGUGGCCGCGGCCGCGUCGCCGGCGUUGGCCUUUCCAAUAUGAAAUCCGGCUACACCUACGUCGUCGGCCUCAAGAACACCGCAGCCCAAUACUGGGGCACGGCCGCCUCCUCGGGCGGCGCAUGGAGCAUCACCAAAGUGCUGCCGGGCACCUACACCCUCACCGUGUACAAAUCCGAGCUGGAAGUAUACACGGGCUCCGUGACCAUCACGGCCGGAGCAGGCACUGCUGUUAACACGAUCACCUGCACCGACCCCGCCGACGCCACUGCCAUCUGGCGCAUCGGCGACUGGGACGGGACGCCCAAAGGCUUUGUCAAUUUCGCCGACACCCCCAUGAAACCGACAUACAUGCACCCCUCGGACACGCGCCUCGCCUCCUGGGACCCAAGCAACUAUAUCGUCGGCACAUCCACGGCGUCCAGCUUCCCGGGCUACAUCUGGCAGGACGUGAACAACAACCACAUCGUCUACUUCAAACUCACGGCCGCGCAACUCACCACCUCGCACACGAUCCGCAUCGGCAUUACGGAGGGGUAUAUCGGCGGCCGCCCAACCAUCACAGUGAAUGACUGGGCCAGCGCCCUGCCUGCCGCGACGACGCAGGCGAGCACGAGGAGCUUGACUGUGGGCACGUAUAGGGGGAAUAAUGCCAUGCUGACGUUUACCGUGCCUGCGAGCGCGUGGGUCCAGAGUACCAGUUCGUGGCAGGUUUUGACGAUUACGGUUAUAACCGGGAGUACGGGGUCGGGGUACUUAAGUGGCGGUAUCAGUGUUGAUGCGGUGGAUAUGAUUUAGGCGUGAUUGAAUGGAAGAAAGUCGAUGACAUUCGAAAAGUCGCGGCAACAACGGCGGGGCAGCGGAUCGGCUUGUUUCAAUGUGAUUGUUUGUUUGCAUUGCGUCGUUUCGUUUCGUUUCGAUUGUACAUAUUGUCCUCGGACACACACAUAUAUAGCUUCAUACUCCACGGGUUUUGCCAACGUAUCCAAUUGCUUAGCAUCCAACGCGGCCUUUGCUUUCAGCUUUACGGUCCACCGGACAGCUGCAUCGAUGAGGCGGGAGUCAGCUCGUUGUACCUCCAAUAGGAGAGAUCGUGGCAUAGUGAAACCUAGGGAUUAAUGCAGUCU